AUGGAAGAGACAGUGAAUGAAUCAAGCAUAGAAGACCCCUUGGAGGCAUGCUUUGCUCAGUUCGGAGAGGAUUUAGAUUUGGACAAGUUGCUUGAGCAAGCAGAUGCAAUUUUGGAGACUGCUCCUCUAGUGAGCAGGAUCAUUUAUCCAAUCUCGGAUAGAAAGUGGGUAAGCCCAAUUCAUGUUGUGCCAAAGCGGGCUGGAUUGACGGUAGUAAAGAACAAGGAUGAUGAGUUGGUCCCAACUCGUAUUCAGUCCGGAUGGAGAGUUUGCAUAGACUACCGCAAGCUAAAUGCCGCCACAAGGAAGGAUCAUUUUCCACUCCCAUUCAUUGAUCAGAUGGUGGAACGUUUGGCUGGGCAUGCAUACUAUUGCUUCUUGGAUGAGCGUUUCUUAGAGAUUUUCAUGGACGAUUUCUCUGUCUUUGGUUCAUCCUUUGAUGAGUGUUUGGACCGCCUGACUUUGGUUGUUUCUGACAAAUACCCCUCCUCGUUUGUUCAUAGUCAAGAGUUUAGUGAAUGCGGUUACCCUUUUAAGAAGUGUCAUUCUGAAGAACAUGACCAUGUUGAUCUUGUUCCUCAUACUUCCUUAAAGGCUCUUGAUUCAUGUCUUUGGUACCUCGAUAGUGCUUGUUCUAAGCAUAUGUUGGGGGACAAGUCUGUGCUUAACUGUUUAAAUGAGUACAGGGAUGGCAGUGUCACCUUCGGUGAUGGAAAUCAUGCUCAGAUCAAAAGAAGGGGUUGA
This is a messenger RNA of Corylus avellana, 744 nucleotides long. The record is from RefSeq and is a predicted model, not a curated record. Lineage: Eukaryota; Viridiplantae; Streptophyta; Magnoliopsida; Fagales; Betulaceae.